AUGCAAAAUAAUACGCCCAACCUCGUCCCGGUUUACAAAAAUGGUUCUCAGCCGUGGACUCCCGCUGCGAAAACACCUGGUGUUCCUUCUUACAAUCAGCUAUCAAUGGGACCAAGAGUCACAAGCCAUCAAAAUCAGCAUAUGAUGGGCGCAGCGCCAUUCGGCAAUCGAAUUUCACCCAAGGGGGCCGGGAUGCCUCCUAAUGCUAAUCUACUCAUGUCUCAGGCCCAGGAACUCGGUGCGAAUAUGCAUAAACAACCAAUCUUACCCAUACUUAGUGCUGCCGAUAGGGUGCCCAGGUGCCCCCAGGGUGUUGCGAAAGCACAUACUCCUCCCAUCCAUUAUGGAUCACCAAUACAACAUCAUGAUGCGGGGGUGGCUGCUACUUAUAACACACCAAAUUUCAUGGUGGCGCGUCCGCCUAUGGUGAAUAUCGGCAACCGAGGGCACCAUGACGAUGUGUGCAGUUCCAGGACGUUACAGAACCGAAACGAUAGCGCACGUAGUAGAGCACUUCCGAUGACUCCGGCAAUGAAAGCGCCUGCUGAGCUUUUAUAUGCAUCUGCUAAUACAGCUGUGGCUUCAGAACAUCUAAAAAAACGUAAAGUGCAAGGUGACGAUCCUGUAGGUAUGAUGGCGUACAACCAAAAAGUGAAUGCAAACAUCAGCCAUAAUGCCAUGACGAACAUACAAUCCGCCCCGAAUCAUAGAGUGAGCACACCACAAAAUAUAGGCCAGCAUAGGGAUAUUGCUGCAGGACGUUGUCUCAUUCCUCAGGGUUUGGAACAGUCAAGACCGAAUAUCGCACAGGCGAAAAGCAGAGCUCCAUCUCAUUCCGUUCAACACGCAAUUAGUAGGGUCAAUGAAGGCUCUACAUUUGAGCAAACCCACAAUAGUGGAGCCUUAUAUAGGAUGCCCAAGGCAACACAGGAUUAUAAGAGUAUUCAGGGGAAACCCCAAGUCAAAGAAUGUCCAACAUCUCCGCAGCAAGAACGUGUAAAGAACAAACAAGCCUCGGAUACUGCGUCAAAUACAACGCAAAAGGCUACUACAACAGCGAAUAAGAACAUAGAGUAUAAUAAGGUUGUGAUUCAAGUGGCCCAUAAAGGUAACAAUCCGAUCGGUGUAAAGGAUGGGCAUCUAGAUCAACUUGCAUCACAAAGCGGUACAGUUGCCCAGACAAGUUCUGUGUGUAACGCUAACAGCGCAAAAGUUGAACACGGGAGUGAUAAGAUCGUACAUCCACAAGUGUCAAACAUUCAUCCGCCAUGCGUCCCCAACAAAGGGCAACGUACAUUCACCUUACACACCGACUGGGUACUUCUGCAUCCCGAACAAAUGGUCUAUUUUGAAUUCGGUGUCAGUGAUGCCGGAUAUAAGCGCAUUGUUGCUUAUAUAAACAGCCUGAUGCCACCCGUAAGGUUGCGAGGUGUACCUAAUAGCAACAGUACUGAAAUCUUCAGAAGGAAUGAUUUGCAUAUAGUCACUCAAGAUAGACCCGAAAUUAGCUGUGAUACUGCCAGCGAUUCGGUGGUUAUUAACACAAUUGAAAAACUCAAGCGCCUCGGAUGCGGUAUAAUAAAAAAAGGAGAACUUCGGAAAUCGCUCCUAAGAUCUUACCCCGAACAAAAUUGUAUUGUUCGUUCAGGCUCUGAAGAUUAUGAGUUAGAUUGCUUUUUUGGUUCGACGACAAUUGAAAACAACACGAGAUCGUCUUUGUACCACAAAGUUAAAUGCGAUUCUAAUCCGUCAUUCGUAGGUGGUGACGAAACGCGCAACUACAAUGCGUCUGUGGAACGACAAUUUGACAUCUAUAUGGAAAUUACGGGUUGUAGGUUACAGGUUUUACUGCGCCGCAUUGCCGACAUAAGAAAAGUGACACUUCACGUGGCGUUUGGUAUACGAGCACAGGAUGUGGUUGACCUUAUCCUGUACUUAUUCGGUCAUUGA
This is a messenger RNA of Babesia sp. Xinjiang, 1950 nucleotides long. RefSeq lists its product as uncharacterized. The record is from RefSeq and is a predicted model, not a curated record. The transcript has a single exon. Bases 1 to 1950 code for a protein of 649 amino acids. Lineage: Eukaryota; Apicomplexa; Aconoidasida; Piroplasmida; Babesiidae.